CCGAGGACUCCUGGAUCAAAGUAAGGAAGACGGCGUAGGACAGGCCGGGGAUAGUUACAGGUGCCAGGCCCUAGGGGAGCAGCGGCAGUACGAGGACGGGGCUAGAAGUCGGACACGUCGUUCAGUGAUAAUGUGGACACAGGUCAUAUCAUGGAACGGAAAGGAAGCAUAGUUUCCAGAGCGAACAGCAUCGGCUCUACCAGCGCCUCCUCUGUGCCUAACACAGCCCGCUGCAUGAUCGACAAUACUUGUUCCCCAACCUCAGAUGACGAGGACAGCGAUUACCGGCAGGAAAGCAUCAAGAAUGCCUAUAAAGACAGACGCAGGCGGGCCCACACACAAGCUGAGCAGAAGCGGAGGGAUGCCAUUAAGAAAGGGUAUGAUGAUUUACAGACCAUUGUGCCUACAUGUCAGCAGCAGGAUUGCUCCAUAGGCUCACAGAAGCUCAGCAAAGCGGUUGUACUGCAGAAGACUAUAGAUUACAUCCAAUUCCUACACAAGGAGAAGAAGAAGCAGGAGGAGGAAGUUUCCACUCUGCGAAAAGAGGUCAUGGCCUUGAAAAUUAUGAAAUCAAAUUACGAGCAGAUUGUUAAAGCUCAUCAGAAUAAUCCCCAAGAAGGGACUGACCAGGUCCCGGACCAGGUGAAGUUCAGCGUGUUUCAGGGCAUCAUGGACUCAUUGUUUCAGACUUUCAAUGCCUCCAUCUCUGUGAACAGUUUUCAGGAGUUGUCAGCUUGUGUCUUCAGCUGGAUUGAAGAACACUGUAAACCCCAGACCCUUCGUGACAUUGUACGCAGUGUCUUACACCAGCUGAAGAAUCCACUCUACUGAGACAUCUCCCAUCUGAUUCUCUUGCACCAAACAAGGAGGUUGCCCUAAAUGGGCUUCACAUUUAAAAUGUUGCAGAGAUUACUGCUGGGCAAGCUAAGCAUUAUGGGCAUUUAAAACCCUUCAAUGCCAAAAAUGGACUGUGGUCAGUGAGAACUUUGGCUACGCAAUGGUAUAAUAUUUCUUUCUCCUCAAAUAUCCUUGCAUUGACAAUGGGCUUUUAAUCACAAUUCAGGAGUACCUGACAGAGUAAACAUUUAACGUUACAUAAUUGAUGAUUUGGGGGUUCAGUUUUGAACAAGUACAUCCUAUGAGGAUUUGUUUGCCGUAGGGUCCUGUUACACAGUGCUGACUGAGUCAGCAGUCAUUUGUAGGGUCUUUCAUACUGCCCAAUGCAAACUGAAUAGAGGAUGAACAAUCAUUAUUACAGUAGUUCAUCCCACAUUAAAGAGGAAUAUUGCAUAUUGUCAGCAGAAAUUCUCUUACAUGGGGCACUGUGUACUGCUGACAAGUGAGAAUUUUUGGUGCCACAUGAAAGAUGUGAUCACCUGACAAACGACUGUUUGUUGGGUGACUGGUAGGACAUGUACGUAGGCCAGUUAUUGGUAAUGAUAAUUGGCCUAUGUAAAAGGGCCCUUAAGGCACAUUUACACUGCGCCAAAGGGCAGACAAUUGUUUCGGAAGGAAGUGCUUCUUCUCAAAACUGCCUAUUUGUCAGUGGAAGUGAAGAGCUACAUUUACAUACAGCAACCACCUCCACAGUAUGAGGACCAACUGUUUCUGGGUAGCAGUUCACUGUUCACACAGCACGAUCUGCUGCCCAGAAACGAUGAAUUGCGGCGUCCACCUUUCAGAUCCUUUCAUGGAUGGAGCGUUUUGCUCAUUCAUCAGGUGAUCUGUGGCACCUUUACAGGGACAGAUCAGGAACUAACAUUCUUUUCCUGAAAAUCUGUCCAACAACUGGGCAGACUAAAUAAAGCAUGUCUUUUGUGGUGGCAGUGUGGAAAGGGAGCCGUUCAUACGUCUUGUAUUUGGCCCAUUGUCUUCCAGAUGCAAUCAUGCCUUUCAAGAGUCCUGAUCUGAAGUGUUGCAGUAAGAACAGGUGGAUUAAUUGCUAUCAGUAUCUCGUAAGGCUACUUACACAUCUGUGGCAUGUUUUCCGGCAGGCUGUUCUGUCAGAUGCAACCAGAAGGCCUGCCAGCCCCAUGAAGUAUAAUGGGGUCCGGCGGAGAUGUCGAGAAUCGGCUGCGGUUUUUGUCUGGCAUUCUGUCGCAGAACUGGCAGCCGGAUAACAGUGCUGCAGAUAUAAAAGUAGCCUAAAGCUGGCCAUUCACGUUAGAUGUAUAUCAGAUGAACUUACCAGCGAUCUAAGGCUAGCUUCACAUGGCCGUUUAAAUUCUAGUAUUACUUUCCGGCAUACGCAGGAAACUACAGAUCCCAUUCACUAUAAUGGCCGGGUUUCUAAUGG
Messenger RNA from Bufo bufo (common toad), 2296 nucleotides. RefSeq names its product MAX dimerization protein MLX (gene MLX). The transcript has 8 exons. Gene Ontology annotation, cellular component: nucleus. Gene Ontology annotation, molecular function: protein dimerization activity; RNA polymerase II cis-regulatory region sequence-specific DNA binding; DNA-binding transcription factor activity, RNA polymerase II-specific. Gene Ontology annotation, biological process: regulation of transcription by RNA polymerase II. Bases 151 to 831 code for a protein of 226 amino acids. The record is from RefSeq and is a predicted model, not a curated record. Lineage: Eukaryota; Metazoa; Chordata; Amphibia; Anura; Bufonidae.